UGGCAACCAACGUCACCCAGAAACAAAAGAUAACAGCAAAGCGAUAACUUCAUUCAGAACUUAUUUUGCAUAAUUAAAAAAAAAACAGCCCUGCCAAUUCCAAUGAAAAUAAAAUCCCCCAUAAGCCCCGUAUUGCAGGUGGGAAGGGUUGCUUUGCCUGAAAAACAAGCCAUACAUCUCGGGGGUAGAGAGAAUGGCAAGAAGUAAUGUGAGUGUUGUAUGCAGAUAGCAGAACGGCAUGGGUUGACCGUGAGCCUCAGAUUGUUAGAGGUACAGCUAAGGUGGGGCCCACCCACUAUACCCAAUUCCCCACCCAAGGAAUCUGUGAUUCUGAUGAAAGAACUGGAAGUAGGUUGAAAAGAGGAACCCAGCUGGAAAAGUCCUCUCUGUGACUUUGCUGCUUUCAAACACAAAGGGACAGUUAGUAAUACAAAGCAUUGUGCGUGUGAAAAGAAUUAACAUUUCUUCAUCCAAAAUAUUCUGGAAGCCAAAGGAAUCAAACCACAUCUGUGACAGAAAUAAAUCUCUACAUCCAGAGCAGUUGAUAGGCUUUGCAUCAUGUUCAGAACUCAGGCCUUUAUGUUCUUCUUUCUCCUGGAACUGAAACUCCCCAAAGCAAAAGGCAACUGUAACUUUAUAGAGCCCCAAAGUCACUGUGUUUGUUCACUACUGGAGUCGACAGGUAUGAAAAACUUCAUUCAGUGCCUCCCAGCUGCUACAUAUGAGCUUCGAGAAGGAAACCUGGAAGAAUUUGCAGGCUUUGCUGGAAUCAAGCCAGAUGAACGUAUUGUUGAAAUUCUGAAGGCCCUGCAAGUACGUAAGCUCAUAUUUACAGACCUCUUUGUGCCAGAAAAUAUCUUGCCAUCUGCCAUGGAAUUUGUUUCCUAUGCUCCCCUGGUCUCAGAACUUGAGUUUGUAAACUGCACUUUCCUUAGAACUUCCCAGUGGCCCCCCACAGGUAGACUGAACAUGCAGGUUUCCUCCUUGCGAUUCCACAAAGUGACUGCUGCCCCCCUGGAUGACAGACUGGACAUGGCCCAACUGAAACGGUGGCUGAAGAUCCUGCAGAAUCUGACAGUUACAGAGUCACAAGUCACAUCUAUCCCCUGCAAAAUUGGCAAGAUGUUCACAGCAUUGCAUUUUCUGGAUGUUUCAGGAAACCAUUUCCAUGACCGGAGCAUGGAGUCAUCAUUCUGUGAAGGGGUUUUCCCACAGCUCCAAGUAUUAAAACUCCAUCACAACAAUCUAACCUCUUAUGAGACAGUGUGCAAGACCAUUGGUCAUCUCAAGAUGCUCACUCACUUAGAUCUAAGUCAGAAUGGCUUUCUGCCUAGAGACUUUUCUUCCUCCUGCAUGUGGCCACAUUCACUUCAUGUUUUUAAUUUGUCCAACACAGGCUUAGAGCAUAUCGACAGAUCUCUGCCACCUAACAUUGAGAUAUUAGAUCUGAGCGCCAACAACAUUUUUACCCUUGACCUCUCACUCCCUGGCUUGAAAGAACUCUACCUGUCCAACAACAGUCUGCAAACUGUUCCUUCUCUCAGUAGGCUUCCUCACUUGGAGGUCCUCAACCUAGAUCAAAAUCAGAUCUCGGAGCUUCCCAGCAAGGGUCUGAAACAUCUGCAUAGCUUAAAAGCUGGCCACAAUCUCUAUAAUUGUUCUUGUUCCCACCACAUCAGGGAAAUCCAGGACUUGGCAGCUAAACCAUCUUUGCUGCCUGAUUGGCCUCAGGAUUAUAUAUGCAAGUCCCCUCCUCAUUACCAGGACUUCCUGGUAAAAGAUGUACCUCUUUCAUCACUGCUGUGCAACAAGGCUCUGGUCAGUCAUGGCUCAAUAGUUAACUUGCUAAUAAGCCUUUACCUCAUUUUUUGUUGGCUGCCAGUGCCACCAUUUUCAGACACUUCCUUUCACCAGUUGUAAAGUGUUAGGACUAGUCAUGUUGGCAGCAUGCAGAUCACAAUUUAUGGUGGUGCAAAUUAUGUGUAAGGUACUUAAUUGGACUACAUUUUAAUUGUAUUUGUGUAUUUUCGUAUUAUGUCUUAAGAUACUGCUGCACUACCUUGAAAUGUCUGUAUAACGGAUGGCAUAUAAACAUUUUAAUAAAGAAAUAAUAAAAUUAGAAUGUGGAGAU
This is a messenger RNA of Rhineura floridana, 2131 nucleotides long. RefSeq names its product CD14 molecule (gene CD14). NCBI's taxonomy places the organism in Eukaryota, Metazoa, Chordata, Lepidosauria, Squamata, Rhineuridae. The record is from RefSeq and is a predicted model, not a curated record. The transcript is spliced from 3 exons. Gene Ontology annotation, biological process: positive regulation of type I interferon production; lipopolysaccharide-mediated signaling pathway; toll-like receptor 4 signaling pathway. Gene Ontology annotation, cellular component: external side of plasma membrane; membrane raft; lipopolysaccharide receptor complex. The coding region runs from base 559 to 1920 and encodes 453 amino acids. Gene Ontology annotation, molecular function: lipopolysaccharide binding; protein binding.